AAAAAAGCAUGAUGAAUUCAGUGUAAAAUCUGCUGCUCCAUGCAGCAAAAAGGGGAACAAUACCCCUGAGCAAAAUGUGAUCCAGGAUUUUAGCGGUCAAACUAAAGUAAUGCAAGUAGAGGUAAGAAGCGGAAUGACAAAAUCAUCCCUGUGUUCUGGAACUGAAAGUUGGCAAGAGAAAAAGUGUCAUCGAACAGUCCCAGAAGCAGAACAUGGAGUUGUCUCUGAUGAGGUUCCAGUUAAUGGUUCUUCCAGCGUCAAUGUGUCAAAGGCUCUAAAACAGCCUGGAAAAGCUAGCAGCAAGAAUGCUUGCAGUCUUGUGAGAGAAAAUUCCUUCAGCCUGACAGUAACAAAUGCACUGAAUGAUGCUAAAGGACUUAGAAUUUAUGCCGAUCGUCUAAAGAGUUCUGGCUUUGUUUUUGAAAGCAAUGAGAUUUACUUCCAAGCUGCUCUUAAGUUUCUUGGUGUUGCUGCCCUUCUAGAGACCAGUAAUAGUGAGAGCGGUAGACAUGGAGACAUGAACCAAAUGCAAGUGUAUAGCAUUGCCACUAAACUUUGCGAAAUGUGUGCCCAAGAAUAUGAAAAAUGCCAAGAAAUGGCUGCUGCUACUUUGGCCUAUAAAUGCGUGGAGGUAGCGUACAUAAGGGUUGUUUUUUGCAAACAUUCUUCUAGCAGCAGAGACCUGAAAGAGUUGCAAGCAACUCUACAGAUGGUCCCCCAAGGUGAAUCUCCAUCAUCUCCUGUAUCAGAUGUUGAUAAUAACUUAAAUAAUCAAGCAAUUGUAGACAAGGCUCCAUUAGCCAAGGGAAAUGUUUCACAUGUUGCUGGAACCCAUGCCGUUGUUGCUAGAAACUGCCCGAGUUUCAGACGGCUGCUUGACUUUACACAGGAUGCAAGUUUUGCCAUGGAGGCCUCUAGAAAAUCCCAAACAUGUUUCAUAGCUGCUACUUCAUCUCUGGAAGAUCCACAAAAUAUAGAGUGGAUUGCUUCUGUUAAAAAGGUGAUUGAUUUCGGCUUUCAAGAUGUAGAUGAACUUAUAUCUUUGGUUCAGCAGGCUACGCAGGCCAUAAGUCGUUCUGGCUAGGUAGUGCUAGAGAUUAAACACCCUGUAUAUAAUUUUUUGUUUUUCUUUUUAUAACCCUCCCGAUGCGCAUUGGAGAAGAAAGGUGAAAAAGAUGCCUACAUAGACCUGCAUUUGGAAACAAACAAAGACACCGGUCGUGAACAAACUAUUGCCUCAGUGUACAUCUGUAUAAAGUGAGAUUGAUUUGCAAAUUUGCAAUGUAUAUUUUUUCUUAGCCUACUCAUCAAUAAGAGCACAUGAUGCUCGCAAAGAGGGGAAAUUCUAGCUUGUUCAGCUAGAGAUUCGGAGUUCUAUUUAAGAUAUCGGUUCUUAUCGUACUUUAUUUUUCGCUCCAUUUUUUCGGGGCCGAGGAAAAGAAUAUAUAGGGAGUUCGGAAUUCAUUAGGCAAUCAUUUUCAAUAGGUUGAAUACUGAUUAGUUUUGAGAAAUAAUCAAUUUAUCCACUAACAGUUCUCUAUUCUGUUUCCAA
Messenger RNA from Hibiscus syriacus, 1552 nucleotides. RefSeq names its product cysteine-tryptophan domain-containing zinc finger protein 3-like. The transcript is spliced from 5 exons. The coding region runs from base 110 to 1084 and encodes 324 amino acids. NCBI's taxonomy places the organism in Eukaryota, Viridiplantae, Streptophyta, Magnoliopsida, Malvales, Malvaceae. The record is from RefSeq and is a predicted model, not a curated record.